CCCUCCCCUCACCAGAGUGGUGAGGCUGCCUGGCGUCACUUCCGUCCAGGCCGGAACCCAAGAUGGCUGCGCUCUUGUUGAGACAUGUUGGCCGUCAUUGCCUCCGUGCCCAUCUUGGUCCUCAGCUCUGUAUCAGAAAUGCUGUUCCUUUGGGAACCACAGCCAAAGAAGAGAUGGAGAGAUUCUGGAAUAAGAACCUUGGUUCAAACCGUCCUUUGUCUCCCCAUAUCACUAUCUACCGCUGGUCUCUUCCUAUGGCGAUGUCCAUUUGCCACCGUGGCACUGGUAUUGCUUUGAGUGCAGGGGUCUCUCUUUUUGGCUUGUCUGCCCUCUUGCUCCCUGGGAACUUUGAAUCUCAUUUGGAACUUGUGAAGUCCCUGUGUUUAGGGCCAACACUGAUCUACACAGCCAAAUUUGGGAUUGUCUUCCCUCUCAUGUAUCACACCUGGAAUGGGAUCCGACACUUGAUUUGGGACCUAGGAAAAGGCCUGACGAUUCCCCAGCUAACCCAGUCUGGAGUGGUUGUCUUGAUUCUUACUGUGUUGUCCUCUGUAGGGCUGGCAGCCAUGUGAAGAGCUGUUCCCAACAUCAUCGUCCUGCAAAUUACUACAUUGAUUUAUCUUCCUAUUUGUUGCUGUUAUCUUCAGCCAGGGCAAAGUUCUGACCCUUUUGUGCUUGCAGACCCUGUUGGAGCUCAGCAGUAGAGUAUGUUAUAGAACCAUAGUAGUGGAAAAGUGUCCACUUUUCCCCUUAUUUUUAAAGAUAGAAUGACUGCAAAAACUCCCUUUUCCUGCCCCCAGCUUGCAGCCUACUCUAGGCCUGGGAGCCCUCAUUCUCUCUCCAUAUUGGGCCUUGAUUUAUGCUGAGGGUCAGCUUUUGGCUCCUUUUUCCUGAGACAGUAGAAACAAUGCCAGCUCUGUGGCCCCUGCCAUGGGGACUGGGAGUGGGGGCUUUGGGUGCCACUGCCUGUGGGUUGCUGGCUUAAAGGACAAUUCUGUUCAUUGGUCAGAGCCCAGGGUCUUUAGCACCCACACAGUGUGACUGAAAGGAGAGGGGUGGGGUGGAGGGGAAUUAGCUUGUUCUGGCUGGAGUGAGAUAAAGAGGGUAAGCUGGCUCAUGGAGCAGGUGCUUUGGGGAGAAGAUGUAUAUAGCUUUUGAUGCAAGAGGAAGAUCUGGAAAAUGGUGGUUGAACCUAUUAAGGGUUAUUUCUCUUCUUUACAUUUCCAGAAAAACCAAGCCUCAUAUGUUUUCUAAUCCAAAUUCAUGUGACAGCUUUUUAUGACAGUGAAUUAAAAUGAUCAUUUUGUCUUUGA
This is a messenger RNA of Phacochoerus africanus (Common warthog), 1313 nucleotides long. RefSeq names its product succinate dehydrogenase complex subunit C (gene SDHC). Gene Ontology annotation, cellular component: membrane. The transcript is spliced from 6 exons. Lineage: Eukaryota; Metazoa; Chordata; Mammalia; Artiodactyla; Suidae. Gene Ontology annotation, molecular function: succinate dehydrogenase activity; electron transfer activity. Bases 63 to 572 code for a protein of 169 amino acids. The record is from RefSeq and is a predicted model, not a curated record. Gene Ontology annotation, biological process: mitochondrial electron transport, succinate to ubiquinone; tricarboxylic acid cycle.